UGUUCUUUAACAGGAGUCGAAUGCUUCAUUUUCGCCCCAAGCAGAGAGGGGAGAUAAUCGACUGUUCAUCGUCUUCCCCCAUUCGAAUGAAAGCAGAGCGGCGGCGACUCAGCGGCAAAAACCUCUCGAUCCCGGCGGCAGCGUCUUCUUCUCUUCCCCCUCUCCGGUCAGUUCUAACUUUAGCGUGACGUCCCUUCUCUGUGAAACCAAAGCCGGACUCGAAGGAAGGUCACUGUCCAUCAUCCCCAACCUCCGAACAGAGCAAGAGAAACGGCGAACGGAACCCCUCCCUUCACUGAUUUUUAUUUCUUUUUCUUCCUCUCUCUUUCUCCCUCUCUUCUCCGUUCUUUUUUUUUUUUUUUUUUUUCAUUUUCACAUUCCAUACACCGCUGUGAGUCUUUCGUUCGUCAUUCACGCCGGCUGAGAGUAGAAGAAACGCUGGUGUGUCGUGUUAGCUCCAACAUACAUUCUGCUCAUCAACUCUGAAAAUCUGUAUCUCUCAUCAACUGAAUUCUGGCUUAUACUAGAUGGCUUGGUUUUUGAUUGCCAUGUUAAUGAUUUUACUUUGGGUAGUUUCUCUGUGCAAAGUUCUUCAUGCAUCUUCUUCUGCAUCCAAGGUUGCAAGCUUUUUGGAUGCAGGUGGAUUUACUCAGAAGAAAAAUAUCUUGCUGGUUAUUGCCCACCCAGAUGAUGAGUCUAUGUUCUUUUGUCCAACUAUUCUUUACUUCAUGUCAAGAGGAUAUAAUUUUCACAUUUUAUGCAUGUCAACAGGUAAUGCAGAUGGCAAGGGAAACAUUAGAAAGGAAGAGCUUUACCAGGCUUGUCUUGUCCUCAAGAUUCCACGCCAUCAAGUGAAGAUCAUAGACCAUCCAGAUUUACAGGAUGGAUUUGAGGUGAUGUGGAGCCAUAGCCUACUGUCAAGUAUUAUCCAAGAUGAAAUUGCAAAUCAGAACAUUGACCUCUUAAUUACUUUUGACAAUUAUGGAGUUUCGGGUCAUAGGAAUCACCGUGAUGUGCAUCAUGGUGUAUGUAGGACCUUAUAUGAAAGACCGCAUAGAGAUAUUGAAGCUUGGGAACUUCUUAGUACAAGCAUAAUUCGAAAGUAUAGUGGACCAGUGGAUUUGUGGUUGUCAGUCUUAUAUGCCCACUAUUACCAAAGAGGACAAAUGCAUUGCUUGCUUAAUGAGAACCCUUGUAAAAGCUUCCUUGUAAUGUCACAGCAUGAGAGCCAAUGGAUCUGGUUUCGGAAACUGUUUGUCUCAUUCUCCAGUUACACGUACGUGAAUACCCUCAGAAAGAUGAUCAUUUAACAUUUUGAGUUUAUACACUUCUGUUUGUCGGAAGGCUGACAAAUGGAGGUGAGGGAAUUGUAAGAAGGUUUGGCUUCAAAAAAUCUGUAAUAGUUAAGGCUAAUGGUUUGAAAAGAGGUCAAUGGAUAUAAGAUUAGUGUUUUCGGUGAUUGCCUUAGUGUCAUCGUUUACAUGAAGUUUGACGAUAAACUGUUUUCAUGGCAAAUUCAAACAACUAUUUUGGACGCAAGGGAAACUUCUUUGAAUCAUUCCAUUGGUGUCUUUUUCAACA
Nelumbo nucifera (sacred lotus) is the source of this 1581-nucleotide messenger RNA. RefSeq lists its product as uncharacterized. NCBI's taxonomy places the organism in Eukaryota, Viridiplantae, Streptophyta, Magnoliopsida, Proteales, Nelumbonaceae. Gene Ontology annotation, cellular component: endoplasmic reticulum. Gene Ontology annotation, molecular function: N-acetylglucosaminylphosphatidylinositol deacetylase activity. The record is from RefSeq and is a predicted model, not a curated record.